GCUGCCCCGCCCCCGGAGAAGAUGGCGCUGCGAGCGGCCAGAAGCGUGCGAGCCGUGGCCUCGUCCCUGUGGGCGGCGGCCGGGGCUGAGACCCCCGGGUCCCCGGUCUCCCUCGCAGCCACCCCCGUGCGCCUCCGGGCCCACCCUGGCCCAUGCUCCUCUCCCUUCCUAGCGGCCGCCGCCUCCCGGGGCCUCUGCACCAGCGCCCUGCGACUCGCCGUUCGAAAGUUCACAGACAAGCAUGAAUGGAUAUCAGCUGAAAAUGGUAUUGGAACAGUGGGAAUCAGGAAUUUUGCACAGGAAGCAUUGGGAUAUAUAGUUUACUGUAGUCUUCCAGAAGUUGGAACAAAAUUGAACAAACAAGAUGAGUUUGGAGCUUUGGAAAGUGUGAAAGCUGCCAGUGAGCUCUAUUCUCCACUAACAGGAGAAGUAACAGAAAUUAAUGUAGCUCUUGCAGAAGACCCAGGACUUGUCAACAAAUCUUGUUAUGAAGAUGGCUGGCUGAUCAAGAUGACUCUGAGCAACCCGUCAGAACUUGAUGAGCUGAUGAGUGAGAAUGCAUAUGAGAGAUACAUAAAAUCUAUUGAGGAUUGAACACUGGAUCCCCAAAUAAAUUAGCAUAAGAAUACAGCCCAGUAUAGUUUUGUCCUAAACUAGUGGUAUAUGGAAGGUUAGCAAUUUUAACACUUCUGAAACAACACCAUGGCAUGGAAGAAAAUCUUAACUACUCAGAAAUGACUGGAUAAAAAUGCUUUUUGCUAUUUGCACCUUUUGCACAACUUCUUCCUUGUAAUUUCAAGUUAGUGUCUGUCUAGUUCUGAAUUCAUCGCAUCAUGUGUGGUAAAAGUGAAUUUUAAGACCAUGUACUUCAGAGCUAGAAUUUUAUCUGUAAAAAGCCUUAAAUCAGUAAUGUAAUGGCCAACUUCAUCCAUCACCAGUAUUGUUCGAAAUACAUUUGGUUUUCUGUCCAUAGGAAUAAUUUACUGAGAUUGGUUAACUGGAUGGUGUCAGAUGCAGUACAAUACCAACUUAAUUUUUUAAUAAACUGCUUGGCUGAAGCUAUUUUAUACAGAUGAGGCUUCAACCUUGCAGCAGACUAGGUAAUGAAAUUUAAUAAACUUUUUA
Trichosurus vulpecula (common brushtail) is the source of this 1125-nucleotide messenger RNA. RefSeq names its product glycine cleavage system H protein, mitochondrial-like. NCBI's taxonomy places the organism in Eukaryota, Metazoa, Chordata, Mammalia, Diprotodontia, Phalangeridae. The transcript has a single exon. The record is from RefSeq and is a predicted model, not a curated record. The coding region runs from base 22 to 594 and encodes 190 amino acids. Gene Ontology annotation, cellular component: glycine cleavage complex; cytoplasm; mitochondrion. Gene Ontology annotation, biological process: protein lipoylation; glycine decarboxylation via glycine cleavage system.